Castor canadensis (American beaver) is the source of this 1159-nucleotide messenger RNA. The record is from RefSeq and is a predicted model, not a curated record. Lineage: Eukaryota; Metazoa; Chordata; Mammalia; Rodentia; Castoridae.
GGAGGGGCCCGGAAGCGAGCGGGAUGGCGGCGUUGGGCAGUGACAGCGAAGAGGACUUGGUCAGCUAUGGGACGGGCCUGGAGCCUCUGGAAGAAGGUGAAAGGCCAAAGAAACCCAUUCCUCUUCAGGAUCAAACCGUCAGAGAUGAAAAAGGCAGAUAUAAGCGAUUCCAUGGAGCCUUCAGUGGCGGUUUCUCUGCUGGGUACUUCAAUACCGUCGGCUCAAAAGAAGGAUGGACACCCUCCACCUUUGUGUCUUCACGACAGAGCAGGGCAGACAAAUCUGUUCUUGGUCCUGAGGAUUUCAUGGAUGAGGAGGAUCUCAGUGAAUUUGGGAUAGCACCCAAAGCGAUUGUUACCACAGAUGACUUUGCUUCCAAAACCAAGGACAGAAUACGAGAAAAGGCCCGGCAGUUGGUGGCUGCGACGGCCCCUAUUUCCUGGAGCUACUCUGCUCGAUGACUUUAUAACGCCAGCAAAGUGAGAAGAAUUCUCCCCUGUUCUGCUCUUGGCAUCAGUGCUCUGCCUGCAGCAUCAUGACAUCUCACUUAAGGGUAGUUUGGUUGCAGGCUAAGUGAAGCCUUGGUAAACUGGAUAGAGUUAAGAGAGGGUUUUCUGGGGUGGUGGAGUGGCACAAGUGGUAGAGCACCUGCCUAGCAAAUACAAAGCCCUGAGUUCAAACUCCAGUACUGUCAAAAAAAAGAGGGGAUCUUGCCUAAUGGGUCAUGCAUUAUUGCUGCAUAGGGGGCUCUAGUACCCCAACCAUUGGCCAGCUGCUGGGGUUCCCAGAGCCUGAAGGGCUAUUAGGAAGUGGAUGACUCCCCUCCCACCUCCCUCACAGGUCUUGUGGGCCCUCCCCUGUCCACCUCAUUCUACCCUUUCUUCUUGCCUCCUUAUUUUGUUCCUGGGCUCAUGAGCUCUGGCCUCAGACCUUCCUGGUUUCCCUCGCCCCAUGUUUGACAGGCAGUAGUCAGAGUUCCUACGUACCCAUUCCCAGGGCCUGGGGGAGCGCACGUCUGAGACCGUUCAGCUCAGUAGUGCCUGAAGCCCAGACCCCUGUAGGGUUACGGUGCUAUAACAUGGAAGAGGAUGAGCACAGGCAAGGCAGGCACAGGAGCUGGGCUGGAGCUCAGAAAUGGCUGGUUUCCUGCUGUUGCUGA